Aspergillus alliaceus is the source of this 1608-nucleotide messenger RNA. Its product is annotated as cytochrome P450. Gene Ontology annotation, molecular function: heme binding; oxidoreductase activity, acting on paired donors, with incorporation or reduction of molecular oxygen; iron ion binding. The record is from RefSeq and is a predicted model, not a curated record. The coding region runs from base 1 to 1536 and encodes 511 amino acids. The transcript is spliced from 10 exons. Lineage: Eukaryota; Fungi; Ascomycota; Eurotiomycetes; Eurotiales; Aspergillaceae.
AUGUCAGCCAUAAUCUGUGUAACCGCGAUAGUUAUAGCACCGGCUUUCUUGACUGGCUUAUUGUUUUAUCGGUACUACAUUAAAGAUCCUCUGCGGUCUGUCCCAGGUCCCUUCUUGGCCUCCUGGUCAAGGUUAUGGCUACUACGUCAAGUAUACAGUGGUCAGCUACAUAUCUCGGAUAUCAAAGCCCACGAGAAAUAUGGACCGAUAUACCGCGCAGCACCGAACUAUGUUAUCGUCAAUGAUCCCAAAUACAUUCAUGAGUCCCACAAGUGGAAUCGUUCAGACUGGUUUAUUACCCUCGACCCUCAGGUUGGGUUACAGAGCGUGGGUACAGCGAGAACUAUGAGUCAACAUAACUUCCAACGGAGAAGAAUUGCGCCAGCGUAUAAUCUCGAUUCGACCUACAAGAUGGAGCAGAGACUAGACAUUUCGAUCCUAGAGUUUAUCCAAACAUUAAAUAUUCGAUUUGCCAUGACCGGAAAGGUCUGCGACCUCUCUGACUAUAUCCAUUUUUUUGCAUUCGACACCAUCAUGGACUUGGCAUUUAGUGACCGUGUUGGAUUUGUCAAAGAAGGCCGAGAUGUCAAUAAUAUAAUCGAAUCAUUGACCGCGCUCUUUGGUGUAACCCGGAUCAUGACAACAUUUCCUGAACUGCAAAAGCUUAUCAAUCACAAAUGGGUCACCCCGUUUUUGGGCUCGAAGCCCUCUGAUGACUACGGUCCUGGCAUGGUCCGAGGAAUGGCGAUAAAAGAAGUCGAACGAAGACUCGAAGGCAAUACUACGACAGUAGCCAAUGAUCUGCUGUAUAGAUUCAUGCAAUACAAAGAUGAGAAUGGCAAGAGCAUUCCUCGCCGGGACCUCGAAGUGGAGUCCUUUACGCCAGUGAUUGCUGGUCCUGAAUCCGUCGCCACUAUCCUCCGGGUUGCAAUUGUUUAUAUAAUUUGUACUCCCCGUGUAUACCGGAGGCUUAUGGCUGAAAUUGACGAAAAAUGCCGUUCCGGCAGCCUCUCCACACCAGUGACGUACCGGGAAACCAAAGGCCUCCCGUUCCUAUGCGCGGUUGUCAAAGAAGUCUUCAGAAUUCAUCCGCCUAUUGGGACCCCCUUUCCUCGGACUGUACCGCCUCCCGGAGCAACCAUCUGUGGCCACUUCCUUCCGGGAGGGUGCGAUGUUGGCUUCAGCAUGUGGGCAUUGGGACGUAACAAAACUGUAUUUGGGGAUGACGUAGAUGCGUUCCGCCCCGAGAGAUGGAUGGACAGCAAGGAGAAAAUUACCAGCUAUGAGAAGGCAGACUUGGCAUUUAGUGCAGGCUUAACAACCUGCCUUGGAAAGCAUAUUGCACUCUUUGAGAUUCAGAAGACUUUAGUUGAGUUGUUUCGGAACUUUGAGAUCAACUUGGCAAACCCCUUCCAGCCUUGUAUGACUAAUAAUAUCUUGACAUUUGUCGUACACAAUAUGCCGGUCCGUAUAAAUUCCAGACCUAAGGCAAAUAGCCACAUAACAAUGUCUACUCAGAAGGACGAUACUGCAUAAUCAUCUUGUAGCAGUGAAUAGCUGGGAGAAUAGGUGUUCCAGGAAUAGAGAAAAAAGGACGGGGCAAGUUUG